Ricinus communis (castor bean) is the source of this 2308-nucleotide messenger RNA. RefSeq names its product histone H3.v1. The transcript is spliced from 3 exons. The record is from RefSeq and is a predicted model, not a curated record. Gene Ontology annotation, molecular function: protein binding. Bases 302 to 2227 code for a protein of 641 amino acids. Lineage: Eukaryota; Viridiplantae; Streptophyta; Magnoliopsida; Malpighiales; Euphorbiaceae.
UUCCAAAUAUAAUAUAAGAAGGGCAACAAAAGUUAAGGGGCAGUUUGGUAACAAAGGCUGAAAGUUUUCUUCUUCUUAUGCUCUCUGCGAGAGAAUCCAUAAAAUCCUAUUCAAACAAAAUUUAUUUGUAACAUAAUUAAAUUAAUAAAUAUAUUUAGAACGAAGAAAAACAAACAAAAAAGAGAAAAAAGAAAAAUUAAACCCUAGCUGUUAAUUUGAAAACAAAUGGAGGGACGAGGAAGAAGAGGAGAUACAUAGAAUAGCUUUGUAAUUUGUCUUUGGUUUUGGUUUCUCCAAUUAUAUGGAGAAAGAAAAGCAGGCAACCCGAACCGAAACCCAAAACCGUGAAGAAGAAGCAGAAGAAAGAUGGGGGACAUGGGAAGAGCUAUUGCUAGCAUGCGCAGUGAAACGACAUGGUUUCAAGAACUGGGAUUCCGUCUCCAUGGAACUCCAAACAAGAACCUCUCUCCCUCAUUUUCUCACCUCCGCCCGUAACUGCCAACAAAAGUACCACGACCUCCACCGCCGCUUCACCACUUCCAAAAACGACUUCGUUCAGCCACAGGAAGAAGAAGAUGAAAAUAACAGUAAUAAAGUUGCUAGUAUCCACAUUCCAUGGCUUGAAGAAUUAAGAAAGCUCCGCGUCGCUGAGCUUAAACAAGAAGUUCACCGUUACGAUAUCUCUAUCCAUUCUUUGCAGCUAAAAGUGAAGAGAUUAGAGGAAGAGCGAGAGAAAGGUAACCAAAACGACGACGUAACAAUACCAGAUCUGGAACAGCCACAGAGCGAUAAAAAGGAGGAAGAAGAAGAGGAAGAGGAGGAAUCUGAGCAAAAAGAAUCUGUUUCAGGAGAUGAAUCUGACAGGGAAAACCGGUCAGUUAACGAAUCGAACUCUACCGGUUCAGAGGGGGAGAAGAAAGGAGUAGCUAAACCGUCGGUUCAGGAGGAUGAGGAAGCGCCGGUUUUGAGUGGUUCAAGCUCGAAAUCGGUGGAAUCGCAUGAGUUGGCUGACUCGGUGACUCAGUUGAGUAGUGAGGUUCAGAGCUCGGCGAGUUUAGGUGGGAAGAGAAAGAGGAAAGGCAGAAAGAGGAGGGAGGAGAUUGCAGCAGGAGGCGAUGGGAUCAAAGGUCGCAUGAUGGUCAAAUCUGAGCCGUUGAUUGCUUUGUUGGAAAGUAUUCGGGCGCAUAAUCAUGCUUCUUUAUUUGAGGGCCCACUUAAAACCCAGGAAACAGACGUGUAUAAAAACAUGAUCAGGCAGCAUCUGGAUUUGGAAACAAUACAGACGAAGCUGGAACAAGGAUCCUACUCUUCUUCAAAUCUCUUAUGCUAUCGAGAUCUCUUGCUUCUCUUCAAUAAUGCUAUAGUUUUCUUCUCCAAAUCCUCCAAUGAAUCUACUGCAGCCUAUGAACUCAGAUCAGUCGUCUCAAAUCAAAUGAAGAAAGAGAUUCAAAAACCUGAGUUUACUGCAGUGCCUCAAGAGAUUCCACCUCAGCCAAAAAGUGAACUGCAAAAGUCAGACUCAUUACUUGCUAAGCACAAGGCUUCAGCUCCCAUUGUAGUCUGCCGCAAGCGGAGUUCAUUGACAGCUAAACCUUCCCCUUCUAGCUUUGGCCAAAAGACUGAACAGCAGCAGCCGCAACAGCAACAACAGCAAAUCAAUGACAAUGAACCACCUAGUGAUUCAAAGCCACCUGUUGUUGAACAGAGUUUAUUAAAGAUAGAAGCAAAAGAGAAGCCUGUUACUGGCACCAGGAGCUCUAGAAGAAGCAACAAGAAUCUUGCAAAAGGUACAACUACCCCAAGCAAGAAGCAAAAUGCGAGCCCUACCACAAAGGUUGACACAGUUGACAGGCCUGAAACUCCUAAAACUGAGAAGAAGAAAACUGAAGUGUUGGCAUUGGAUAAGAAACGAAGUGCAGCAGAUUUCUUGAAGAGAAUAAAGAAAAAUUCCCCUGUGGAGACGGCAAAGAAAAAUACUAGGGGAAGUGUUAAUGGCGGCAUGGAAUGGAAAAAGGAUAAUAAUACCGGGAAAGGGGAGAAAGGGAAAGAAAGAGUACUACGAAAAAAUGGUGAUGAAAAACAAGUGGAGGAGAGUAGCCCAUCAAAAAGAAAUGUUGGGAGGCCAUCAAAGAAGAGUGUAGAGGUGAGCAAGGUUUCAGGGAAACGUGGGAGGGAAAAUGUUGGAAAGGAGGCAGCAAAACGGCCAAAAAAGCGGUCUAGGAGGUAGAUAUUGGCUAAUAUGUAAAAUUUGAUUCUGUAUAUUACGUAGCUUAGGGUUUCAUAACUGGAUCAGUGAGUAAUUUAUGAA